GUUUUUCCGUAGAAAACAUCCUGUGGAUGCGUAUCAGUCACUGCUCCGCCCUCGAUUGCUGCAGUUCGCCGUUACUGAGUACAACACUUCUGCACCGGGCAGUCUGCAAAAUAAAGUGACUGCAAAUCCCUUUUUUUGAUCGCAAACGCCGAGCUCACAUCUGGACUUUUAGCAGGGUUUAUGGUUUAUUUUCAAUAUGGAUUAAUAAUCAGAUCCUGACUGCAGAACGGGCGAUUUGUCACGACUGUUUCUUCCACAUUAGCCCUACCAUGUAUCCGACGUUUCGCACGCUUUUACUAUCAAAUGCUCGGUGCUGGGAUGCCGACAGCAAGAGGUCAUGUCAGGACUUAUUUGAGAGGCUUGAUACCAAUAAAGAUGGGAAGGUGGACGUCGCUGAAUUGCGAGCGGGCCUCAAGGCAAUGGGCAUAUUUCGCCAGGGUGCCGCACAGAAAAUUGUGUCGUCUGGGGAUCAGAACAAAGAUGGGAGUCUCGACUUCAACGAGUUCAGCAAAUAUCUGAAAGAGCACGAGAAGAAGCUGCGGCUGACAUUCAAGAGUCUGGACAGAAACAACGACGGGCGCAUUGAUGCCUCAGAGAUCCAGCAGUCCCUUGCAGAGCUGGGCAUGGAUAUCAGCAGAGAGAAUGCCCUGAAAAUAUUACAGAGUAUGGAUAUUGAUGGGACGAUGGUGGUGGACUGGAACGAGUGGAGAGAACACUUCCUGUUAUGUCCUGCUCACAACCUGGAAGAGAUCAUACGCUACUGGAAACACUCCACGGUGCUGGACAUAGGUGACAGUCUUGCCAUCCCAGAUGAAUUCACAGAGGAGGAGAAGAGCUCAGGUCGCUGGUGGAAGCAGCUUGCUGCAGGUGCAGUGGCGGGGGCGGUCUCUCGCACUGGUACUGCCCCUCUGGACAGAGUGAAAGUGUUCAUGCAGGUUCAUUCUUCUAAGACCAACCGGAUAAGUCUGGUCGGGGGCUUCAAGCAGAUGAUCAAAGAGGGAGGUAUAUCUUCACUGUGGAGGGGAAAUGGGAUCAACGUUUUAAAGAUCGCACCGGAGACGGCAAUCAAGUUCAUGGCAUAUGAACAAUAUAAGAAGUUGUUGUCAUCAGAGGGCAAGAAGAUUGAGAUACAUAAGAGGUUUAUGGCUGGCUCUCUGGCUGGAGCCACAGCACAGACGUCCAUCUACCCGAUGGAGGUAUUGAAAACUAGACUGACUCUGAGGAAAACUGGUCAAUAUACAGGAAUGUUUGAUUGUGCCAAGAAGAUCCUGAGGAAGGAGGGUAUUAAGGCUUUCUACAAGGGCUACGUUCCAAACUUAGUGGGCAUAAUUCCCUACGCUGGGAUAGACCUGGCCGUUUAUGAGACUCUAAAGAACACGUGGUUGACGUACCACGCCAAAGACUCGGCUAACCCUGGAGUUCUGGUGCUGGUGGCCUGCGGGACCAUGUCCAGUACCUGCGGCCAGCUGGCCAGCUAUCCGCUCGCACUAGUGCGCACACGGAUGCAGGCACAAGCGUCUCUGGACACAUCAGACCAGCCCUCCAUGAGCAGUCUGAUGAAGAAGAUUGUAGCUAAAGACGGCUUUUUCGGACUCUACCGGGGCAUCCUGCCAAACUUCAUGAAAGUCAUUCCCGCUGUCAGCAUUAGCUAUGUGGUGUACGAGUACAUGAAGACUGGCUUAGGAAUGUCCUAAUGAUGCUGCAAGCAAAUAAAGAAAGAACAUUGACUUUAUUUGUCAGGCUUGAAAAUGCCUUAAAUAACUCCAAGAACACAGACACACAUCAGACAUGCAGAGCAUGACAUCCGCCUGCUGGCACAGGAGUCCAGCGGAUUGAAAACUGUAUGUAUCCCACUAAGGGUUGUAUGUCAGAAUGUAGGGUUAUAAGGGCUGAAACUAAAUAUAUAAAUACAUAAAUAAUUAUAUAAAUAAAUUCUUAAAUAAAUGUACAUCAAAAAUAAAUAAAUAUACAAUUUUAUAAUUAAAUAAAUUGAUAAACAAUUAUAUAAGUUAUAUAUAUAUAUAUUUAAGGUCUCAUUUAAGAAAUUAAGCAUUAAAUUACAUGAUUAUUUGUUUAUCAAUUUCUUUAAUUAUAAAACUAUAUAUUUAGCAUUUAAAUUGUAUAGUUAUUGAUUUAUUUAAGCACUUUAAAUAUGUAAUUAGUUAUUUAUUUUAUAUAUUUAUUUUUUGCCCUUACAACCGUCCAUAUCUCGGUAGCUAAAGCAUUUAUUGUUUGUGCUAAGCAUGCUUUAAUUUAUAUCCGACUGUUCCACAUAACACACCCAAAAUAUGUGCAUUGUCGAAAAUAAUAUUUGACAUAAAGAUAGUACUGUACUAAAUACAUACAUAAAAUUAGAAAACAUGAUACAUCAUGGGUUGUGUAAUAUCCUACUUUUUGAAAUGUGUGAUCAAACUAGAAUGGUAGCUCAGUGGGACAUACUGUGUGGUGCAAUUUGGUAACAAAAUAAAUAUUGUUCUUUGGAAACAGCUGGAGUUUAUCCAAUAAGCAUUAACAGCAGAGCUAAUAAAGAGCUAUAAGGUAAAAUGACACUACGGCAGUUUAAACAUUUAAGUCCACACCCUUUAGCGGUAAUUUAAGACUUUUCUAAAUUGUAAACACCUGCCCCUAGAGUCAGCUCCAGUCAGCUGCUGUCAACUAAAAAUAACUGUCCCUGAAAAAUCAAUUAUUUGUUAACACUGGAACUCUGCAUGAAGACAAAUGCAUCUUGUGCAAUGUGAAAAUCACUAAUUAUAUGUGUUAUUUGAUAAUUAUUUAAAUGUGCCUUACAGCCACUAAAUGUGAACUCAUGUGUCAAAAUGUGUUUUUUUAUACUAUAUAUGUAUAUAUACUGCAUUUAUGUACUGUUUUCAGUUAUGAUUAUGUAUAGGUUUUAAUGGUUUAAUGGUUACUACAUAGCAUGGUAACACUUUUAAACAGUUAUAGCUGGACAUUUCGGUUGAAAUACUCGCAAGGAGCAUGUUUUUGUCUUGUGUCACUUCUCAUUUCAACACAUCAAGACCUUUACCCCCAAACACACACACACACACACACACACACACACACCCACACACGUCCACAACAAGAUACUGUUACCUUUAACAUUGAAUGACUUGUUCUCCCACACAGACCAGACUAGUGGGACAUUUGUAUCUACCAUGUAAGAUAACAAUCAGCCUAUUAUCUUUAUUAUAAGGUACAUUAAUAAGGAUUUUAAGAAACUAAAACUGGUCUUGGUUCAAUAGUUGUUAACCUGAACAUGUGGAAACUUCACUUAGAAGUUUAACAUGGUCUCUUUCCUGGAAGACUUACAUGGUUACAAUGGUUCAGUGGUGUCAAGUUCAGCUCUUCAGUGUGGGGAUCUCUGUUAACAGCUUCACCUGGUGGUUACUAAAAACAAAACACAUGGACUAAACUGUUAGCCCAGUAAAAUACAAGUAAUCCAGAUCAUAACAUUAGUUAAGACUUAAGUUUUUGUUUUCUUUGAUCAUCUCAGUUCAGGGUAUUAGACUCUUUUUAUUCUAUUCUAAAAGGAUCCAGUUGGCCAGCAAUCGAUGUAAGAGAUACUGUUGUGACAAAACAGGCAGAAUGGAGACUAACUAACACAGAGGAAAUUAUUCCAUCUUCUUUGUAUUUGUGAUUUGGCUCUCUAACUUUGAUAGAGAGCAUUAUGGUCAUCAAGUCAAUCCCACGUUCUCACAGUUUGAAUUUGCUUUCAUUCAUUAUACAAAAGGGAUCAAGAGAUUUGUGGAAAUUAUUCAAGAUAAUAUGAAAAGGACUCUCCCCAAAAUUAAGACAAACAGGGUUUAUAUCCAAAUCAACCAAAGGAAUGAAUGUAGUUUAUGGAAAUUAUUAUUCCUUUGUCUUCCACAUCAUGCAGACAUAAAACAAUACAGAUGUAUCAGAACCCUCCCUAUAGCAAAUGAAGCUACUGAUAUACUGAUAUGGCUGGUAAACAGUGUGAAGUAUCAUUGAUUAGAGAUCUAAAAGAUGAGGAUUUGAGCAAUGUGAGGAUGGUAAAGCCAGUCUAUGGAUGUCUAACAAUCUCAAUCUUCAUU
Messenger RNA from Cottoperca gobio, 4055 nucleotides. RefSeq names its product calcium-binding mitochondrial carrier protein SCaMC-1-like. The record is from RefSeq and is a predicted model, not a curated record. Bases 270 to 1694 code for a protein of 474 amino acids. Gene Ontology annotation, biological process: transmembrane transport. Gene Ontology annotation, cellular component: mitochondrial inner membrane. The transcript has 10 exons. NCBI's taxonomy places the organism in Eukaryota, Metazoa, Chordata, Actinopteri, Perciformes, Bovichtidae. Gene Ontology annotation, molecular function: calcium ion binding.